Messenger RNA from Monopterus albus (swamp eel), 2675 nucleotides. It is a transcript of the gene zcchc8, whose product is annotated as zinc finger, CCHC domain containing 8. Gene Ontology annotation, biological process: RNA processing. The transcript is spliced from 14 exons. The record is from RefSeq and is a predicted model, not a curated record. The coding region runs from base 45 to 2228 and encodes 727 amino acids. Gene Ontology annotation, cellular component: catalytic step 2 spliceosome. NCBI's taxonomy places the organism in Eukaryota, Metazoa, Chordata, Actinopteri, Synbranchiformes, Synbranchidae. Gene Ontology annotation, molecular function: RNA binding; zinc ion binding.
UUUGACCUCUGAACUCCCGUCUUGUACUAUAGAGCUACGUAAAAAUGGCUGAAGUUGAUUUUGGUGAUAGCGAGCUCUUUCAGCAGCUAGACUCCGCUCUGCCGGUACCGAAGCACAUUCGCUUCACAGAUGACGAGGAAGCAGAGGACGAGACGAGCCAUUUACGGAGCAGGUUGGAAGAGUGUGAGGACUACGUUCAAAGACUCAUUGAAGAGAAUAAAGGCUUAAGAAGGAAGAUGAACAUCCUGACACGACCAAGUGGCAUCACAAUUGAGGAUGUCAACAUUGAUGGGCCGCUUCUUCAAAUCCUUUAUAUAAACAACAUUAUUUCAAAGCAAUGCCGUCAAGAAAUUGAAGAUUGCGUCUGCAGUGUGAUUUUGAAGCACCAGAAACCAGGCCAUGAAAAGAAAAAAUCUACCUUUCACAUGAAACCCCAGAAUUCAGCUUUGGAUCUGGAUGAAGACCCAGUGACGUCAUCUUCUAGUAGUGUCAGAACAACAGCAGAAGCCUUUAAAAUGGUUGGAAGUGUCUUAUAUUUCACUACUUUCAGCGUUGAUAAGCUUGGACAGCCUGUGAUCAAUGAAAACCCACAGCUGACAGAUGGAUGGGAUGUUCCAACUUAUCACCAGGUUUUCAACCAAGUCAUUGGAACAGAUGGACUGGAAAUAGAAAUGAAAGACAAAAGACCCAAGUCUGUGUGUUUCAACUGUGGUUCAGGGAGUCAUCAGCUGAGAGACUGUCCAGAGCCAAAAGACAUGGCUGCAAUAAGUGAGAGAAGAAAGGAGUUUAAUCAAAACAACAACCAGGCCUUGCAGAGUAACCAACGAUACCAUGCUGAUGAAGUGGAGGAGCGGUUUGCUAAAUACAAACCUGGAGUCAUGAGUGAGGAGCUUUUGACAGCACUAGGACUUGAUGGCAGCACCCUUCCUCCUCUGAUUUAUCGCAUGAGGAUGCUAGGUUACCCACCAGGUUGGCUGAAAGAGGCAGAGAUGGAAAACUCUGGCUUAACAUUGUAUGAGGGAAAUGCUUCAAGUGGUGAUGGGAUCAUAACAGAUGUUGGUGAUUCACAACACAUAUCUUAUGAUGUGUCCAAACUGGUAGAGUUCCCAGGCUUUAAUGUACCUGCAUCACGCAAGAUGAAAGAUGAGUUCUUUCAGCAUGGUUCGAUUCCAAUGCAGAACAGCCACAUGAAGGAAAACCAUGCAGCCUACCUGUCGAACAACUUUCCUGUGCCUGGUGCCACCUGUAACAAGAGGCAGUAUGAAUCUGACUCAUCUCCACAGUUAAGGAAGAAGAUACGGCCCAGUCCCAAUCCUAACUCAGACAGGAGCUCAGAUAUGGAUAUUGAAUCGGAUCCAGGAACACCGUAUCAUAGUUAUGGCCCUGGUGACUUCCAGUUCCAACCACCCCUGCCCCCUGGCUCUCCUUGCUUCAGUUCACCUCCUCCUUUACCCCAGGGCACACCCCCUGCUACACCCACUCCCCCACCUCUCCCUAAAGGUACACCUCCUCCGACACCUACCAACGGCUCUCCAGCUCUGCGAGGUAGUGACUGGAUAGUGAUUGAUGAGGCUGUUGAGGGAGCAGAGGAUGACCUGACACUGGAGGAACUAGAGGAGCAGCAGAGGUUAAUCUGGGCAGCUCUAGAAAAUGCUGACACUAUUAAUAGUGACAGUGAGACGCCUGCAGCUGCAACACCUGUACCCAGUUCACCAAGUGUGUCCACGCCUAUGCGUGUCGACACAGAAACGGAAGAGAGUGAAGAAGCAAUGGACACGAUGGGAUCUGCAGAAACCUGCCAUAGCUGUGAAAAUAAAAGUAAACCAGAAGUCCAAGAGAUUUGCUGUCAGAGCCCUGGACCCAUCAAAGUUGAGGAUGACAGCCCUCAAAGCCCUGAACCAGUCAAAACUCAAGACGACAGCCCUCCGACUCCCGAUCCAAUUAAAUCCCAUGAUGACAGCCUGCAGAGUCCUAAUCCAAUCAAAUACCAGGAAGACAGCCCACAGAGUCCUGAUCCAGACUUCUCUACUGGGGGUGCUGAAGAUUGUGCUUCUCCGAAGCAGGUCGAGAAAAUAACAUCUGUUCCUCAUCGGAGUAAGUUUGCAGCUGGUAUCGUUCCAUUUGAAGAUACACCAGAAUUCACUGAAGUUGCUGAAGCUACAGGGACUUACCUUAAGAUCAGAGACUUACUUAAAAGUUCCCCCCGAAAUUUGGUGAAGAAAAAUUAAGUUUACUGCCAUAACUGGGAAAGCACGAGGAUAUAUGGAUAUUUUUAAACAAAAACUUUUUUUUCAUUUUCAUUACCAUCAUCUUAAGAAUUUUUUAGUAGUUUGUCACCAAGUUAAAUGUUCUACUGUAUGUGCAUUUGCUUAUUUUUUUUUGUAUAAAAUUCUUGUUUGUGACCUUUGCUGUAUGUUGACAGCACAACUUUACAAAUAUGAGGUAAAAGUAUGUAGCUGAUCACAACCUAUUUGUAUCAGAAUUCGGUGAAUAAGCUGACUUCACUUGCUGAUGUUAGACAUGAUUAGACAUGCAUAUACUGUACAUGGAAUUCUGUCCUGCACCAAUUUGCAUUUUGUUGUUAUAACAGUAGAAAGCUUAAUCUGCAUUUUUCUUAAUUAUAGCAGUCAACAGAUUAAUAUCAGAACUGAAAUAAACUUGAUUCAUCCCUUUCA